Molecule: messenger RNA, 480 nt
Organism: Meleagris gallopavo (turkey)
Lineage: Eukaryota; Metazoa; Chordata; Aves; Galliformes; Phasianidae
Source: RefSeq, a predicted model, not a curated record
GUAAAAUAACAUGUAAUGAAACUCUUAUUUUUGCAGAAAAAGUCCCUGGAGUCCAUAAACUCCAGACUUCAGCUGGUGAUGAAAAGCGGUAAAUAUGUGCUAGGAUACAAACAGACUCUGAAGAUGAUUCGUCAAGGCAAAGCCAAGCUGGUCAUCCUAGCCAACAACUGUCCUGCUUUGAGAAAAUCGGAGAUUGAAUACUACGCCAUGCUUGCAAAGACUGGUGUCCAUCAUUACAGUGGCAACAACAUUGAAUUGGGCACAGCAUGUGGAAAAUACUACAGAGUAUGCACGCUGGCUAUUAUUGACCCAGGUGACUCUGACAUCAUUAGAAGCAUGCCAGAACAAACCAGUGAGAAGUAAAUGCUGUAAAGGUGGUCUUUCUACAAUAAACUGGUUUCAGAUCUGUUUUAAGAAAAAAUUGUAUUGUAUUAUACUUCUGCUGGUUUUAGAGAACAAACUAUAAAUGAAGAUUCAUUA